Cladophialophora immunda is the source of this 1599-nucleotide messenger RNA. Its product is annotated as protein disulfide-isomerase domain. The coding region runs from base 1 to 1599 and encodes 532 amino acids. The record is from RefSeq and is a predicted model, not a curated record. Lineage: Eukaryota; Fungi; Ascomycota; Eurotiomycetes; Chaetothyriales; Herpotrichiellaceae. Gene Ontology annotation, molecular function: protein disulfide isomerase activity; protein-disulfide reductase activity. Gene Ontology annotation, cellular component: endoplasmic reticulum lumen. The transcript is spliced from 2 exons. Gene Ontology annotation, biological process: response to endoplasmic reticulum stress.
AUGCCUGCAUCAAUGCUGCUCACGUCGCUGGUUCUCGCAUUGACCUGCCUGAUCAAUGUACAUGCUCUUUACAGUAAAUCAUCCCCAGUGCUUCAAGUUACGGCAAAAACAUACGACUCUCUGAUUGCACAGUCUAACCAUUCCUCUAUUGUCGAGUUCUACGCCCCGUGGUGUGGACAUUGCCAAAACCUCAAACCUGCAUACGAAAAGGCGGCAAAGAACCUAGCUGGCCUGGCCAAGGUCGCGGCUAUCGACUGUGAUGAUGACGCCAACAAGCCCUUCUGUGGUCAGAUGGGCAUUCAAGGCUUCCCGACCCUAAAGCUCAUCAGACCGGGUUCGAAGCCAGGUCGUCCUAUUGUUGAGGAUUAUAUGGGUCCCAGGUCUACAAAGGGCAUUGUGGAUGCGGUCAAGGACAAAAUUCCAAAUCAUGUCAAGAGACUAUCAGGUGACGGCUUGGACAAAUGGCUGGACGCCGAAGAUGCCCCGGCGAAAGCUAUUGUAUUCACGGAAAAAGGUACAGCCAAUCCAUUACUCAAGAGUUUGGCCAUCGAUUUCCUCGGCAGCAUCGCUUUCGCCCAGGUCCGAGACAAGGCUACUGCUGAAAAGUACGGCGUCCUCGAUUUCCCGGCCAUACGACUGAUCCCUUCCCGUGGGGCUACUCCCAUUUCAUACGACGGCGAGAUCAAUCGAGACUCUUUGGUGAGCUUCUUCAGCCAGAUUGCUCCUCCAAACCCCGACCCUGCACCGAAGAAUUCCAAGCCAGCCAAGCCGUCGAGCAAAAGUUCAAAGUCGAAGGCGUCAUCUUCGGCUUCGGCUGCAUUCUCGAGAGCUUCUGCAGCCCAUAAGUCUUCCGACUUUGAGGAGCAUCUCGCGGGCUCCAGCACGAUCGUUCUUGACGAUGACACUCCUACCGCAUCUCCUCUGCCAAUUGUCGAGGAUUACGAAAAGCCAAUGAUUGUUCCAGAAGCCGUCGCCCCAACCCCUACACUCUCUACUUCUGCGGAAGUAGAGGCUGCCUGUAUGAUGCCGAAAAGCGGUAAUUGCAUCCUGGUGCUCCUUCCCCCAUCCCAAGAGACGCCGUCCCAGCCAGCAACAUCGGCUUUAGCAGGGUUUGCCGAGAUCGCCCACAAAUACAACAGGCGCAAGGCUAGUAUGAUACCUACUUACGCUGUCCCUGCUGAUAACGAAGCUGCGACCGUAGUCAGAAAUGACCUCAGUCUUGGACAAGAGCAACACAUGGAAAUCAUUGCAACCAAUAUGAAGAGGGGCUGGUGGAGGCGAUACUCGAGUGAUUCUUAUGAUGUUCUUGACCUGGAGGCCUUCAUCGAUGCUAUCAAACUCGGAGAAGGUUCCAAGUCAGCAUUGCCCCCUGGCUUUGGUGUAGUGACAGAGAAAUCCUCGGAUCCUGAACCCACAGAGACGGCCGAUGCUACUGAACCUAACGAUUCUGCAGAAGACAGUGGAGAUCACACCAGCCCCGAGCCAGAACAGAGUCCAGCAGCUGAGGAUGGCAGUACCGUUACCAAUGUUGCCGAACCUGAGCCCGAACCUGAGCCCGAACCUGAAGAUAUGCCGAGCGGUGAGCAUGAUGAGCUCUGA